Pogoniulus pusillus (Red-fronted tinkerbird) is the source of this 2093-nucleotide messenger RNA. It is a transcript of the gene ME1, whose product is annotated as malic enzyme 1. The record is from RefSeq and is a predicted model, not a curated record. Gene Ontology annotation, biological process: pyruvate metabolic process; malate metabolic process. Gene Ontology annotation, molecular function: malate dehydrogenase (decarboxylating) (NADP+) activity; NAD binding. Gene Ontology annotation, cellular component: mitochondrion. The transcript has 14 exons. Bases 166 to 1896 code for a protein of 576 amino acids. Lineage: Eukaryota; Metazoa; Chordata; Aves; Piciformes; Lybiidae.
CCCGGUGACCCCCGGCAGCGGCGGCGCCCGGCCGCGGCGCUGCCCCCUCCCUCCCGGUAGGAUCACCCCACCCCGUCGGGCGGUCACCUCAGCGAGGAGGAGCCGCCGCCGUUCUGCCUCCGCUCCCGCACGACCUGACGGCAGUGAGCCGAGCCGCACCGCACCAUGCAAGUGGGGAAAGCAGCUGAGAGCCGCGGCGCCGGCCGGGCCCUGCAGCUCACCAUGAAGAGAGGCUACGAGGUGCUGCGCGACCCCCACCUCAACAAGGGCAUGGCUUUCACCUUGGAGGAGAGGCAGCAGUUGAAUAUUCAUGGCUUGCUGCCUCCCUGCUUUCUUGGUCAGGACACCCAGGUCUAUAGUAUUCUGAAGAACUUUGAAAGGCUGACAUCUGACCUAGACAGGUACAUCCUGCUGAUGAGCCUGCAGGAUCGCAACGAGAAGCUUUUCUACCGAGUGCUGUCCUCUGACAUUGAGAGGUUCAUGCCUAUUGUCUACACUCCCACCGUGGGGCUGGCUUGCCAGCAGUACGGCUUAGCCUUUCGGAGGCCGAGAGGCCUUUUCAUAAGCAUCCACGACCGGGGACACAUCAGCACAAUGCUUAAAUCCUGGCCAGAAAGUGUCAUCAAAGCCAUUGUGGUGACAGAUGGAGAACGUAUUCUUGGUCUUGGAGACCUUGGCUGUUAUGGCAUGGGCAUUCCAGUUGGGAAACUGGCACUUUACACAGCUUGUGGAGGAGUAAAACCUCAUGAGUGUCUGCCUGUGAUGCUGGACGUGGGAACAGACAAUGAGGCACUGCUGAAAGAUCCUUUGUAUAUUGGGCUGAGACACAAGAGAAUCAGAGGCCAAGCCUAUGAUGACCUUCUUGAUGAGUUCAUGGAGGCUGUGACUGCAAGGUACGGCAUGAACUGCCUCAUUCAGUUCGAGGACUUCGCUAACGCCAACGCAUUCCGCCUGCUGCAUAAGUACCGCCACAAGUACUGCACCUUCAACGACGACAUUCAAGGCACUGCCUCUGUGGCUGUGGCAGGUCUCCUUGCAGCGCUGCGUAUCACCAGGAACAGGCUCUCAGAUCACACAGUCUUGUUCCAGGGAGCUGGAGAGGCUGCACUGGGGAUUGCAAACCUCAUUGUCAUGGCUAUGGAAAAAGAAGGGAUAGCUCAGGAUGCAGCUACCAAAAGGAUCUGGAUGGUCGACUCCAAGGGAUUGAUAGUAAAGGGCCGUGCCUCCUUAACCCCUGAGAAGCAGCGCUUCGCCCACCAGCAUGCUGAGAUGAAAAACCUCGAGGACAUUGUCAGAGACAUCAAACCAUCUGUGCUCAUAGGAGUUGCAGCAAUUGCAGGUGCUUUCACUAAACAGAUCCUUCAGGAUAUGGCUGCUCUGAACAAACAACCUAUUAUUUUUGCCCUCAGCAAUCCUACCAGCAAAGCAGAGUGCACUGCUGAGCAGUGCUACAAAUACACAGAGGGACGGGGCAUUUUUGCCAGUGGAAGCCCUUUUGAUCCUGUCACUCUCCCAAGUGGACAAACUCUCUAUCCUGGCCAGGGUAACAACUCCUAUGUGUUCCCAGGAGUUGCCCUGGGAGUGAUUUCCUGUGGAGUGAAGCACAUCGGCGAGGAAGUGUUCCUCACAACGGCUGAGGUAAUAGCUGAGCAAGUUUCAGAGAAGCACUUGCAGGAAGGUCGCCUGUACCCUCCCUUAGUCACCAUCCAGGAGGUGUCGCUGAAGAUUGCUGUGAGGAUUGCAGAAGAAGCCUACAGGAAUAACACUGCCUCCACCUACCCUCAGCCCAAGAACCUAGAAGCCUUCAUCCGCUCUCAGGUGUACAGCACCGAGUAUAACAGCUUUGUGGCUGACUCCUACUCCUGGCCUGAAGAAGCCAUGAAAGUGAAACUGUAAAUAUUUAAUGAAGAAGGAUCAGAGCAGCAGGAGUUUAAAAAGCAUUAAAACACCCAGCACAUUCCUGCCUAGGAAGCCUAAGCAUAGUUGAUUUUUUAAGAUGCAGAGAACCUUUUCUAAAUUGCAAUACUUGGUUGGAAACUCAGAUCAAGAAAUCACAUGAAUCAGACACCAGGAAUAAAAAGUAAUCUGAGGAA